AUGGGCCAAAACACUAGCCAACUCGAUCCCGGUGACUACGAGGCUUUCGAGAGCCAGCAUUUCAGAUCCCAAUCGCCAACUGAACAAUCGCCCGGCGGCACCGAGAACCCUGACACUUCCGACAGAGGGAGCCCUCAGCCCUUUGCCCACAAUAUCCCUUCGUCGCAAGACUUCGCCUUCUCCAGCCAAGUCCCCCAUUCCGCUACCCGUAGUCAGCCCAUCUCCAAGGCCAAUCGCAGGCGGCCCAACACCAAGUCCACCUUUGAGACCAUGAGCGCAUCACCUGAACCUACGAUGGAGCCAGAACAUGACAUGCAUGACACCGAGCAGGACCAGCAAGUCCCAGCGCCCCAGCCAGCCAAGAAAAAGAGAGAUCGAAAGAAGAAGCAGUCUCUGACCAUGGCUAGCCACGAGCUAGGCGUCAUGCCAGCAGCCUCAGAAUCAGCACCAGAAGUUCGCGCAUUUGAGCCCAGGUCCUCCAUCGACUUUGAUGCUGCAUCCAGUCCGCUCGUCGGCGAGGCCAUGCCCACAAUUGGCCAAGGACACGAGGACGGCGACACGGUUGAUGCUACGUUGACUCAACUGGAUCCCGACCAACUCCAAAGGCAGGAAAAGAAAGAUCGCAAGGAACGCAAAAGGGCAAAGAAAGCUGCCAAGCACGCCGAGCAGUUGCGCUCCUCGCUUCUUGCUACCAGCCCUGGCUUUGACAAUCACGAUGUCUCCAAUCAUCUGGAGCAGCCUCGUGAGGUCUACUUGCAGAGCGAGGAUAUCGAAGAUGAGCGUGUCCCCGCAGGUGACCAAGAAGAUGGCAACAGCCUCAUGGACGACCCCAAUCAACUUCCGACUCCAGACGACGAAGUCCACCACGACGCUCACCCGCUCAAUCCGACUUUCUCACACGAUAGCACGACCGAUCCCGCUUUGGCAGAGGAAUCUGCUGCACAGCCAUCACAACGCAAGCGGAAGGCACGGGAUUCCGAUAAGAAAUCAAGAAAGAGACGCAGGGAACAGUCGCACCUCUCGCAUGAGACCAGUGCCGGAAAUGAUGCAAUCAACAGCAACAGUGUAGUUGGAACGGCAGGCGAUGGCACUGACGACUGGCCUCUGCCAACGAAGCAGUCAUCCCCAGCUUCAGCCACCGGCGAUUCCCGAAUCGGCGAAAUCGCCAGAGAAUACUACUCACAGAGAUACGCCAGCAAAGACUACACACCUUCCGAAUCUAACACAGCCGCUGCAAGCAACAAGCGGCUGAAUGUGUCAGGCGUUUCUCCGGGCUAUGCUGAUGACUCACCCAGCCUCGCACGUCUUCAACGUCAAAGACCAUCCAGAUCGUCUAGUCCGCGCCAUCUGGUCAAGCAUGAGAGACCAGAGGAGGAAGAGGAGGAGGAGGGGCCUGCUGAGAGCAUGGACAUAGAUGCGAACGAGGAGCAGCCCAGUACCGAGCCCCACGCCACCAUUGUCAGUGGUGCUGAUGAAGAGCCCGACAGCGUUGUCGACGAAUCAAUGGCUGACGAUGAUGACAACGACGGCGAUGCACCAAGUACGGCCAGCGGCCUCGAAAAGCAGGCACAUUUUACUUCCGAUGAUCUUGGUGUAGACGGAACGGUUGAAGAUGAUGGGGGCCAGGGGAUCUCCGAGAUUGGAGAAUCACCCGGCCCUGAUCAGCAGCAAGCAUUUGACAGCCCUGUACAGCCCGGUACAACUAUCAAGCCGUCUAAGUCCCUGCGACAGUAUGGCUCAAAGGCGAGCACUAGCAAGAAACGCAAGGCCAAAUCUUCGUAUCUCGAACGAGCGGAGCAGGAUAAUGUCCAAGCAUUUGCUGAAUUGCCCUCCCCUGCCGUUGCCGCUGCCUCAAGAAAAGGAAAAGCUCAUGCCAAGCGUACCACAGUUCCUACAGUGGCAGGCCCUUCUAGUGCAUCUCAAAGAUCCGAGAAGCAGCCCAAACUUGUUUCCAUGAUGGGAGACGGCUCGGCUAAGAAGUCUACCGCAACCCAUCAUCCUUCCAAUGCGCCCACACCUACACCGACGUUCACACACACUCUACCAAAGGCGGCCACGAGGAUUAAGAACCCAAGCCCAGAAGAUGAGGUCACGGGUCGUUUCUCACGCGACGAGAUGCGCGACCUGAAUGCAGCUAUCGAGCAAUGGCGUAAAAAUCAUGGCCUCACUGAUCAAGAAGUGAUUGAUAUGGUGCAGAAGAAUCCCCAACGGGCCAAGAGUUCCGAUUUCUGGGACUAUGUUCAUUACGCCUGUCCCAAGCGUAAGAGACAGAAGAUCAUCAACCAAGUACGCAAAACUCAUCACAACUUCGUUGCACGGGCAGCCUGGACGGUGGAACAGCACCAAGAGCUUGCCGCAUACUAUGAACAACACGGCAAAAAAUACAAGCUGCUUGGUGAGCUGAUCAACCGUCACCCCGACGACGUUCGUGAUCGUAUCCGCAAUUAUAUUGUAUGCGGCGACGCCCGCAAGAAAGCCGCCUGGACCGAAGAUGAGGUGGCAGAAUUCGUCGCUAUCGUCGACAAUGCACUUGACAAAAUUCGCGAGCUGAGAAAAGAUGACCCUCCCAAUCUCGACCGGCCCGAUGAUGAAGAACUUGUGGAUUGGUCUUUGGUUAGUGAAAACAUGGGCUUUACUCGCAGCCGCCUUCAAUGCCGAGCAAAAUGGAAGCAAAUUCGAUUCAAAUUAGAAGGUGGCAACAUCGACGGCAAGGCUGGUCACUCGAUGGAAGAAAUCAUCCAAGAAGCUCGAAAUGACUUUACCAAGAUGGAGUCUUACGACCUUUACCUCAUUGCCAAAGCGAUCAAGAGGUCCGGCACCAUGGCUGACUCCCGAAUCGGCUGGCACAAGCUCCGGGAAAGUUGGUACGCCAUGGAGAAAUGGAAUCGUCCUGCGUUGAUGCUUGCCUGGUACCGACUCCGGCAUUCUAUUCCCGAUUGGAAGAUAAUGUCUGUGCCGGAGGUCGCCAAAUACUGGAUGGACAUUUACGCCGAGACCAAAGAGAUCAACGUCCUCCCAGAGGAUCAGUUGGACUUGGACGCGGAAUAUCGCGAAAUCAAGCACAAGGUCGCCAAAAUCAUUGGGGAUGACGAUGCCCGGAAGGCACGCCAUCUCUCUAUUGAAAUUGACGAAGAUGAGAGCGAUCACGAAGCGAGCGUGGACCUGGGAGAAGCUAUGGAGCAGGACGAAUUGGAGGCUGUGCAAUCUGAGCCUGAGGGUGGUCUCGAGGCAGAAGACGAAGUUCCAAAGCCCCAAUCGCAGAGCCGGUCGAAAGCCAAAGCUGCUCGUUCGAGCCGAAAAGCCCAACCAACAAUUGAGCAGUCUCCGGUAGUACAACCUGAAGACUUUACGCAUGACGCCUCAGACUCAUCUUUUAUUUCUAAGAAACGCAAGAAGGCUAAACGAGCUGUUGCUCAGCCACGCUCUCAAUCUGCCAAGUCAACCAAGAGCAAGUUUGCGAAACGAUCUCUAUCGGCCGGGAAAGUUGUUGAAGAUGUGUCCAGUGACACUGAUGCCGAUGAUGUGGAAGAUAUCCCUGCUGUUCUUCCCGAAUAG
Molecule: messenger RNA, 3555 nt
Organism: Truncatella angustata
Lineage: Eukaryota; Fungi; Ascomycota; Sordariomycetes; Amphisphaeriales; Sporocadaceae
Exons: 1
Coding region: 1-3555 (1184 amino acids)
Biological process (GO): regulation of DNA-templated transcription
Cellular component (GO): nucleus
Molecular function (GO): DNA-binding transcription factor activity; transcription cis-regulatory region binding
Source: RefSeq, a predicted model, not a curated record